Molecule: messenger RNA, 1083 nt
Organism: Peniophora sp. CBMAI 1063
Lineage: Eukaryota; Fungi; Basidiomycota; Agaricomycetes; Russulales; Peniophoraceae
Source: the annotation of a GenBank genome assembly
AUGAGCAACUAUGUUCAGCUCGAGAAGCUUGGUGAGGGGACGUACGCCACGGUAUACAAGGGCCGUUCUCGGACCAACAACGAGAUCGUGGCUCUGAAGGAGAUCCAUCUCGACGCCGAGGAGGGUACACCUUCCACCGCCAUCCGCGAGAUUUCCCUGAUGAAGGAACUGAAACACGUCAACAUUGUUCGCCUAUACGAUGUCAUCCACACCGAAACGAAACUCGUACUCAUCUUUGAGUACUGCGAGAGGGAUCUGAAGAAAUACAUGGAUGCGCAUGGCGACCGUGGCGCGCUCGACCCACUCACCGUCCGCUCGUUCAUGUACCAGCUCCUCAUGGGCACCGCUUUUUGUCACGAGAACCGUGUUUUGCACCGCGAUCUCAAGCCGCAAAACUUGCUGAUCAAUAAGCGUGGCGAACUCAAGAUCGGCGACUUCGGCCUUGCCCGCGCAUUCGGUGUGCCGGUGAACACUUUCUCGAACGAGGUCGUUACACUCUGGUAUCGUGCCCCUGAUGUCCUUCUCGGCUCACGCACGUACUCGACCUCCAUCGAUGUUUGGUCUUGUGGAUGCAUCUUCGCCGAGAUGAUUUCUGGUGUCCCUCUCUUCCGUGGUCGUGACAAUGCCGACCAACUGCUGCAUAUUAUGCGCAUCCUAGGUACGCCAGACGAGCGUGUUUUCCGUAAGAUGGCUGCGGAAUCGCCGGAGAUCACGGUCAAACAGUACCCACGGUACCCGAAAAUCCCCUGGAAUCAGGUCCUUCCGAAAGCAUCUGAGUUGGCACUUGAUCUCCUGGAUCAGCUCCUCCAGUUUGACCCAGCGAAGCGUAUCAGCGCCGCGGCGGCGCUUAAUCACCCAUACUUCCAUUCAGCCAGUACCGGCCCGAACAUCGCAUCAUCAGUACCUGCAACACUUCCGUACCCUGGACCUCAGCCUGGGUAUGCCCAAGCUCAUGGCGCUUAUCCCCAAGCCCAGCCCAUGAACAUGGGAUACGCCUCGCAGCCUGGUGUUGUACCGCAGCUGCAGCCGCAGCAUCCUCAGGCUGCAUAUGGGCAGCCACCCGCGUACGGGUACGCCCGAUAA